GGAAAAAGUAAUAAACGUACAUAAAAUGUACCCGCUAAGUCCGACAAUGGCCCUUUCUUUUCUUUCAUGACUCCUCCAGUUCUUUCCCCAGCUCUCCCCAGCCUAGCCAGCACUUUCCCAUAUAUACUGUACUAUACGUGCUUGGCUUGGGUAACUCAAAAAGUACAGUGCCUAGAUAGGGAAAGACCAACCAAAACUUCGGUGAGAGGGAGGCUGCAUAUGACCCCCUUGUCGGAUUUUUGGAUUUCUAGGUACAGUAGCUUGCUGCAUCUUUUUCUUCUUCGCCUCGCCUCAAUUCAAUCAAUCAAUUACUUGCAUUACCUUCCCGACUUCAUACUGUACAGAUGUAUGAAUGGGGAUUGGUUAAAGACCUUGUCGCAAUUACCUUGCCUUGAUCUUCUUCCUUGCCAUUUGCCAUUCCGGUUUUCCAACAGAACGAACGCUUUGAAAACCUUCACCUACUUUCGACGUUUUCGACAUCAUUUUUCUUCGUUACACACCCAUAAUCAAGUAGCUCGUCAUUUGUCGCUUUCCCGCAGGUUCGCAGACACAUACUCCGACGCAACCAAGUAGACGAUAAUCUCGCAAUAAAUUACCUAUCAUUCAUCCAUUGCCAUUUUUGAGGUUUAAUUGAGUUUAGCGAGGCGAAAAGGUUCCUAAUUAGAUAAUUGGAUCUCUUUCUUCCGCAGUGGCCAUGAGCCAUUCCAUGUCUCCAUUCAAUGGCAAACAUAUAUUCAAUAACGCCCGCUCUAGAUUCAAACAAUCUCAGCGAUUAAAAGACGUCAUCAAAAAAUUGUCCAUAAAACGACUCAAAAACCAUAACGAUGAUGUAUCAGAUCCUGACGAGGUGGCUGAUAAUGAUGAUCAGUCAUCUAUUGGCAACCCUGUCAGCCCUGCGGAACCCGGCAUUCUCACAUUGACCAAUAACAGCACUAGCAUCAGCACUCUGGAAGCUGAACCGAACGAUGCUAUCGUGCACUCAACGACAAGUUCAUCCGAACCGAAAACUUCGGGUUUAUUACUUCUUCCUCAAGAGUUAUUUGAUACCAUAACUAGUUAUCUAGGUCCAGCCCAUAUUGUGAUACUGGCCCUCGUCAACAAAGAACUCAUGAAUCGUUUCAUGACUUCAUGCAAGAAGCUUGAACUAUUAGGCGCAGACUCAGAGGAACAGCAAUCUUCCUAUAAGAUGCUAAACGCCUUUGUCAAGAAAGCGGACUCGUCCAAGACUAAGAUCCGCGGGACGCUUCUUAGCCUUAUGGAUUACGACUUGUUGGAUUUGGUUUACUGCUAUAAAUGCAAGAAGCUUCACGAUCCCUUCGUAACCUUUAAAGACCGCGCAUAUGCACCUCAUAAAGCUAUCCGAUGUGCCGAUUGGUCUAUGGAACAUCAUAUGCCUUCACGUGCGACGAGGAAGUUGCUACGGAGCAUCACUAAAUACCGUAUCCAUGGAGCCGACUACAAACACCUGUUACAACAGGUAAACAAUACACAUACGUUUUACCAAAAGGGUAUAAUGCUCCAGGUUUCCCUUCGAAUGAGAUAUCGGAAUGAAGAUCUACUUUUACGAAGGCAGCAAGUCGUCGCUUCGAUCGACAAGUCGGCGUUGGGAUUGUGGUUAUUCUCACAACAGGUUAAACAUACACAACCGCUGCCGAUUGGUCCUAGUCCACCGACGACAUCACCGAGGCUAUAUACGAUAUGCAACCACAUGUCCUGGAUUUCAGUCUUCAAACCAUUCGUAGACCAAUUGAUCAAUCCCUUAUGCAAGAGAAAGCAUACCGAGGAAGAAGGUGAAUCACAUACAGCAGAGUGUUUCGGUGACGAUCGUCUCGACGUAUCGGAGCAGGAAGGACAUAUGGUUUACGAAAGAAUGAAAUGGAACUCCUCCGGUGAUAAACUGAAUCCUAUGGAUACACCUGCACUACUUGGGGAUGUCCUAGGUUGUAAGAAAUGCACGACGGACUUCAGUAUCGAUGUUAUCUCCUUGCCAGAACCUUUCGGCUGGGGAUUCAUCUUAACUACAUGGCUAGAUUUGGGGAAGCUCGACUUCUGUUCGAAAUGGGACAGCCACAGAGAUGCACGGCCAUGUAGGGAUUAUAACCGAACUUUUCCACAUGGAGAUAUAUGCGAAACCUUCGAAGACUUAUCGUCGAGAUUAGACUAUCGUCCCCGAGUCACCGAAUCGAAUCUAGAGAGGAUGCAUAAUUAUGGGUGGAGUGAGCGGGUAAUCAACGGAAGAGACAAAUUCGUGAAUUGGUCCUCAGCGCAUACAUGCAAUCCAACUACAGGAAAGUUAGAGGAUCCGGAUCCAUUAGAGGAGGCAGAUUACUGAUGAUGAUUCUGAUGAGACAUUGACGGCGGCAUGGCUUAUAGGCUUAUUGCCUGAAUGACUUCUGACUUCAACAUAGCGAUAUUCAUAUGCAUGAGCAGGUGUUACGGAGUUAGGGAAGAAAUUUUUGCUUUCUGGAGAUGACGAGAAUUUUGAAUGCAAUGAAAAUAAGUAACGUUUUCUCCGACCAAUAGCAUUAUUCCCGGUUGUAGAAAAACUACUAGCUAGGAUUCGAAUGUUUUCCAAAAUAAAGGAC
Hypoxylon trugodes is the source of this 2585-nucleotide messenger RNA. RefSeq lists its product as uncharacterized. The record is from RefSeq and is a predicted model, not a curated record. The transcript is spliced from 2 exons. Bases 695 to 2332 code for a protein of 545 amino acids. NCBI's taxonomy places the organism in Eukaryota, Fungi, Ascomycota, Sordariomycetes, Xylariales, Hypoxylaceae.